AUGGAGGGAUGCAGUGGUAACUGGUGCGUAGAUAUGGAUAUUGACGGCCGGGAGGGGAGUUCAUCACAGGAGUUGCUCACUAUCCAGGUUACAACAAUUGCCCGGUGCAAUCAAAGUAGUGAUACCCGUGUCCUGGGGUUUGGUUUCGAAUCGGAUCCUUGGCUGUUUUACCUGUUAACUUUGUGGAUGAGCAGUUCGGGACAAACAAAGGUCGCGAGACUGGUUGCUGACCAUGGUAGCAUUCUGCAAUGGACUUCAUUCGAGGAUCCGCCGGGCCGUACUUUGAUUGAGAUGCUUGUGCGACUUGACUGCGGGCGUGGAAGGGACAGCAAGGGUAGCCGGACUCACAAGACCCUGACCAAUAUCGACUGGAUUGCGAUGCAACUUGGAAUCGGUUUAGAGGGUAUGAUACCCGACGACGAGUCUGGUUACGAGGAUACCAGACCAUGCUACUACAGUUCUGACGAAGAUGAUGAGAACGAUGAAUGA
This is a messenger RNA of Pyricularia grisea, 489 nucleotides long. RefSeq lists its product as uncharacterized. The transcript has 3 exons. The record is from RefSeq and is a predicted model, not a curated record. NCBI's taxonomy places the organism in Eukaryota, Fungi, Ascomycota, Sordariomycetes, Magnaporthales, Pyriculariaceae. The coding region runs from base 1 to 489 and encodes 162 amino acids.